Messenger RNA from Micropterus dolomieu (smallmouth bass), 639 nucleotides. RefSeq names its product anoctamin 10a (gene ano10a). The record is from RefSeq and is a predicted model, not a curated record. Lineage: Eukaryota; Metazoa; Chordata; Actinopteri; Centrarchiformes; Centrarchidae. The coding region runs from base 133 to 624 and encodes 163 amino acids. The transcript is spliced from 4 exons.
CGCCUUAAGACGACACACAGGCAUGUGUUCAAUCUGACUGUUCACAGAUCAGCAGGGCAGCUUCUGUCCCGAGGCUGGAACAGAGCCGUUUCCCGGACAGACACAGAUUUGGGUGCCCUGGGAGAGGGGAAGAUGCUGCUGCAGGGGCCAUUAGGAGACGGCAGUGGCUCCAGCUUCACUCCUCUGGUGGUGGUGGAGUUGGCCUCAGACACCAAGGAGGAAGCCAUUGCAUGGCUGCUGAGCAGGAUAAGAGACCAACAAAGGAAUGGAGGCGCUGAGCUGCUGGUGAAGCAGCUGGGCCCGGGAGUCGGGCCUCAGGAAAAGGAGAACCCCAACCUGUUCCUGGUGGGGGCUACGUGGCAGAGACUGCUCUCUGGGGCCGAGGAUGUGGGCCUCUUCAAAGAGUUCAAUGAUGGAUCCAUGAGAAGCUUCACAUUUGCAGACAGACACAACUUUCAAGACUUUAAAGGGGAUGGGGAUGACUUCCUCAGUAUGGCCGAGUGUCAGUACAUCAUUAAACAUGAGCUGGACACAUUAAGAGCCAAAGAUGAGACUCAUGUACCCGGACACUCCCAGGUCAAGCUCUACCCCGGGAAAUCUAUCAGUGAGUGUCUUUCUGUUUGAAAUUCGAAUAGGCGG